CCCCUGCUGCAGGGAGGGGCUCCGGAGUCUUGUGUCUGUGACGUGUCCUCUUCAGCAGGGUCUGUGCUGCGCCCCUGAAAGACCGGCCCGCCAUGCAACAGCCAGUUCUCCACUUCUGCCUGCUCCUGCUGUGCCAUGAGCUACAGGGCCUCCAGCUGCCCGCCACACCGGGAGGCGCUGCUGGGACCGUCAAGCCCCCAGGGAUGGAAGUGGCCCCCCUCCCCGCUUCUCCCGGUGCACCCAGCUCCCAUCAGGCUGCUGCCAGGGUGCUGCUUGACUCCCUCCCAGGGCGGCUUCCCCAGCCAGGGCUCCCACGGGUGGGGGUCUCCUGCCAGGAUUUGCUGCCCGAGGCCCUGGAGGGUUUCUCCCAGCUCCCGCCGCUGCCCCAGACCCUCAUCAUCGGGGCCUUAGCCCUCUCCCUUCAAGGGGCCGGCUGCCCCCGCCAGGCCAAGGGGCUGGUGCUGCGGCUCUAUGGGACGGUGGGGGUGGAUGAUGCCAACGCACUGCUGCUGGGGAUAGCAGGACUCCCGGGAACCCCCAGGAGAGGCGGGACCCCCCUGCUCUUCAACAGGGAUCAGCUGGCAGGUGCGGGCCCCUGGCGUUGCUCGGGCCUGGCCCGGCUUGACAGCUCCCUGCUGUUGGGCCCGGUGGUCAGCACCCACGGCGCCUUCCCAGCUGCCGCCGUGGCCUGCCACAGGCUGGGGUCUGCCUGCGCCGGCGUGACCUCCAACGGGACCACCUCCUUCUCGGUGAUCGGACAGCCUGGCGCCUACUCCCGGCCAGGCCACGGGGUCCAGGCCUGGCUCCACCGGUGCCGCUGGGCAGGAAGGAACCGGCGCGGGAGCCCGGAGGCCUGCAGCAGCAAGCAGGAGCAGAAGGUGCAUGGCUUGCUGGAGUGGGUGCCCCUGGUCAGCACUUACUACAACAUGGGCACCAGCAUCUACUACGCCUUCCAGAACUGCACGGAGCUGGCCAAGGAGCGGGGCAUCGAGGCGGCCCUGGACCUGAGCUACGACGUCCUCCUGGGGCUCGUGGGCGGGCCAGCGGGCAGCUUGGGCCUCGGCAUAGGCAUGGGUCUGAAGCCGGCCAUCAAAGUGGGGGUGCGGUCUCUGAUCAGCUACUUCCGGCAGGUGGAGCCGUCCGAGGCCCUGCCCAUGAGCUCCUCCAGCCCCAUCACCACGGCCAGCUCCUUCGUGCCGCCAUCGGUCUGGGUGUGA
This is a messenger RNA of Caretta caretta (loggerhead turtle), 1217 nucleotides long. The record is from RefSeq and is a predicted model, not a curated record. NCBI's taxonomy places the organism in Eukaryota, Metazoa, Chordata, Testudines, Cheloniidae.